Messenger RNA from Branchiostoma floridae (Florida lancelet), 5488 nucleotides. RefSeq names its product dual 3',5'-cyclic-AMP and -GMP phosphodiesterase 11-like. NCBI's taxonomy places the organism in Eukaryota, Metazoa, Chordata, Leptocardii, Amphioxiformes, Branchiostomatidae. Gene Ontology annotation, molecular function: 3',5'-cyclic-nucleotide phosphodiesterase activity; protein binding. Gene Ontology annotation, biological process: signal transduction. The record is from RefSeq and is a predicted model, not a curated record.
AAGAAUUGUCAAAUGACAUGAAUCCGAUAUUUGAAAGUUAUGAAUCAAAUUCCCAACAUCAGGUGUGAUGGAGGUACAUUGCUUGUUUAGCCCUGUGGCUUUCGAAUUACGCGCCAAAAGGUACCCACACUAAAAAGCAGGGUGAAGGACGUAAUUAUCCUGCUUGGCGAAUAAUUAGCUUUAGAGUUAGAAUCGGUCCUUAGAAAGUCAGGCGGAAGGAUUAUUAGAAAGCUUUGUGUUGCUCUAAAUGCUUCCCGUUCGCUGUGAAAGCCUUCCAAGUUCCACGGUACAUCGCACUUCAUUUCCAUAACCAUGUUUUGCGUUGUCAUAUGGUGUCGUCAUUACGUGUAAAGGUCAUAGUUGUUUUUAAUGAUUCAUAGCAAAGCUGCGUUACGUCUUGCAGGUGGUGAUAAUCGACGGCGGACUUUGACCAACGUUAUACAUAGUCGUCACUUUAUGUGCAUAUUACCUUGGUUGCCGAGCACACAUUCUAAGUAGGACAUCUCAGCUGAAAAGAGACAACCGUAUUUACAGCCGGUCGCAGGUUCGACGUGGUUUGGCACACUUGGCUGACCCAGAAUUAAGAGCAAGGUAUCGGAUAACGCGCGGCUGUAACAGGUGGCGAGAUUUUAUUCUGCCGCGCGGGAGAAAAAGCGGUCGAUUUUCUUUACCUGCGCCCCCCUAUCGCUGGCUGUGGAAUAGUUCGCGCCUGAGACAGAGAAAUAAUAAAUUACCAAGUGAUGAGGCGGGGCAUCGCGGGUCCUGCCAGCACGGGGCUAACGGGAUAUCGUCGGCGGAAGAGAGGUGUGAGCAUGGCGGCCGAGGUCGAUGAGGCGACCCGGCGAGAGUACGAGUCCAUGGAACGGUGGUUGGAUGAGCACCCCCACUUCUCAAUGGAUUACUUCACCCGGAAAGCGACCCGUGAGAUGGUGAACGCGUGGCUCUUCUCACAGGCGCUUUCACAAACAGCCAUGACAACACGGGAGUCCGUGCCCUCUGCCCCAAGCUCCGGCGCACAGACCCCCGUGCGGAGGGUGUCCAGCUCCGAUCUCGAGUCCCGUGGACUCUUCGGCUCGUACCGGCCCAUCCUCACCACCGUAGACGGCACCCCCUCGUUCAUAGACCCGCAGACGAUCACGCGAACAGGCACCACGGCCACUACCAGCACCACGUCCUCGGUGUCCACGCCUCGGCGCGGGGGUGUGUCGACCUCGCAGCUGCGGCAGGAACUCCGCGCGCUGGACGAGCGGGAGAUGAUGCUUGAGCUGGUCCGAGACAUCUCCAACGACUUGGACGUGAAUCUGCUCUGUCACAAGAUCCUACAGAACGUCUCCAUCCUCACCAACGCCGACCGAUGUUCACUCUUCCUCGUGAAGGGGAACAAGGAAACAGGCGAGCGCUACCUCGUCUGCAAGCUGUUCGAUGUCAACAUUCACUCCACCCUAGAGGAGGCGGAGAGCCAGGCAGCUGAUCAGGAGAGCCGCUUUCCUUGGGGGAUGGGCAUCGUCGGCUACACCGCGGCCUCUGGGGAGAUCGUGAACCUGCCGAACGCAUACCAGGAUACCAGGUUCAACAAGGGUAUUGACCUUCAUACGGGCUACAAGACGCUCAGUAUCCUGUCCAUGCCUCUGAGAGACAAGGAUGGAGAGGUGAUAGGAGUUGCCCAGGUGGUGAACAAGUGUGGCGGUUAUGGACAGAAAACUGAGGCUUUUAAUGAGCAUGAUGAAAAGAUAUUUGAGUCCUACAUGGCAUUCUGUGGUGUGAGGCUACACAAUGCAUCGCUGUAUGAACAGUCUCAGCUGGAAGUCAGGAGAAACCAGGUCCUCCUAGAGUUGUCCAGGCUGAUUCUGGCCGAGCAGAGCUCCCUGUCCGUGAUCAUUAACAAGGUCCUGAUGCACACCCAGUCUCUGCUACAGUGUCAGAGGUGCCAGGUUCUACUCUUAGACGACACCUCUAAGCUUCCUGUCAACCCUCUCUUUGUGGGUCCCACGCCCAGGAGGAGGCCAGCCAGGUCUGUCCAGGGCAUGUUUUCUCAGGUGUUUGAGUGUGCAGCAAGUGACUUUGAAGACAACAAUAUGAGCCAAGAGGAGUUUCUGAACAGAGAGUCUUCGACGACCAACAAGUCAGCAAGAUUUCCCAUCAACAUCAAAAUAACUAGCCAUGUAGCUCUAACUGGAGAGACUUUAAACAUUCCAGAUGCCUACAAGGAUGAACGGUUUGACCCCUCAGACGAGGAAGGGUCAGAAAAUAAGACAAGGUGCAUACUGUGUAUGCCUAUUAGGAACUCAACAAGGAAUAUAAUUGGCCUUUGCCAUCUUCUGUGGAAUGGGCAUCCACAACACUCAGAUGUACGAGAAGGUAGUCAAGGCCAUGGCCAAACAGAGAGUGGCUUUAGAGUGCCUUUCCUACCAUGCAGUGGCAUCAGAAGAAGAGGCAGACAGGUUAAGAAAACUGCCCAUCCCCUCCUCGGACUGUCUCCACCUGCUGCGCUGGGACUUUGACGACAUCGGGUUGGAGGAUGAGGAAACACUGAAGGCCUCCAUCAGGAUGUUCAUGGACAUGGACUAUCUGAGCAAGUUCAGCAUCAACUACAAGAGCCUGUGCAGAUGGAUGUUGAGUGUACGGAAGAACUACAGAAACGUGACCUACCACAACUGGAGGCACGCCUUCAAUGUGGCACAGAUGAUGUUCACUAUGCUAAAGACCGGGUCCAUGGAGGACUUGUUAGAUGACAUUGAGGGCCUUGCCCUGCUCCUGGCCUGUCUUUGUCAUGACCUUGACCACAGGGGCACCAACAACUCCUUCCAGAUGAAGUCUAACCACCCACUGGCCCAGCUCUAUGGAACCUCCACCAUGGAGAGGCACCACUUUGACCAGUGUAUCAUGAUCCUCACUAGUGAGGGUACUGAGCUGCUAUCCAGUAUGAGUAAAGAUGACUAUGCAAAGUGCCUGGAUGUCAUGGAACAUGCAAUUCUCUCUACAGACCUCGCACUCUACUUCAAGUGGAGAGGUGGAUUUUUCUCAAUAGUGGACAAAAACGAGGCAGACUGGAGCAACAAGGACAACAGGAAACUGUUGAGGAGUAUGAUGAUGACAGCUUGUGAUGUAGCCGCCAUUACCAAACCAUGGCCUGUGCAGCAAAGGGACAUGAUGAACAGGGAGAAAAAAGACAAGCUACCUGAGAUGCAGGUGGACUUCAUUGAUGCCAUCUGUAUGCCUGUCUACAAGUACUUGGCUAAAGCCCUGCCCAGCCUCAGCCCCCUGUUGAAAGGGUGUGAAGACAACAGACAGCACUGGCAGACCCUGGCAGACAGCAGAAAGGAACGGCAAGAUGCAGAGGCUGCUGGGAAAGAUGCUCCAGAGGUUGAUGGGAUAGAUGGAGAGGAUACUGGGAAGGUGUCAAGUGGGGAAAAGAAUGAAUCACUGGAAGAAGAGCUCGCUACCGUUGGUGACUCUCCGUCAAGAAUAAUUCUAGAAACGGGUGAAGAAGAACGGAAUGGCUCAGGGGGGUGCUGUCCGGAGAGACCGACUUGUGCAUCGUAGAAGACUGUCCUCUCCACAAUCGGUGCUUCUUACAAGGGCAUUGAAUACUACUUUCAUCUUCUUUUCAUAGUUUAAGAUUGGUGUACUUACAUGAUAAACAUCAGUCAACUCAAAGAACCUUUUCAAUUUGUAAAGGUUCAAUCAGCUUAUUACCUGAUGAUAUCCGAUGAAGUAUCACAUUUGUCAAUUGUAUGUCCAUAUAUGUUGUCUGUUACUUUUUGUAAGUUGCCAUGAUUUUAAAAGUCAUUUUAAUCACUGUCUUUUCAACUUUAAAGUGAAAUGUUAAAUCAAUGUCUAAUAAUUUCUUGUUUGAGCAGGGCUUCCUCCAGGUCUUGAUUUUGGAUAGACCAGUUGGAGCAAGUCAGUCUUUUUACUUGUUUCACAUAACCAGUAAACUGCCUUUAAAGGUGACAUAUCAAUUUUGUAAAGUAGAUACAAUCUAUCAGUGCAAGGCCAGGAGACCACUUUUUGACACUGAACUUUUGAAGGCUUUUUGGGUUGAGUGUAGGAGGGAGACACUUUUCAGGGAGAAGUUUCACAAACUUGCAGUCCGUGGAAAGAAACUUUUAGUGCAGAAGGACUUUCAAUUUUUGGUCCAACAUGGAUGAGAGAAUGGUUAAAAUUUGGUUAAAAAGAGCGCAAAAAGAUCCAUCCAAGAGUGAGGAAGGAUACUAGACAUAUGCCUGCGAUCUACAUCAUUCUUUCUUUCACUCCUUCACUUUCUUUCACUGUGACAUAUUACCAUAGCAAAAACUGUGAGGUAUAAGUGGUAGCUGAAUUUCAGACCUGCUAAAGUACACCUUUCAUUAGUACAUGUAGCUUGUAAAAGAAAAGAAAACUUGAUAUGAUCAAUGAUGACUCUAUGACAAUCUUACAUUCCAAUGUAUUUGUAGUUACUAAGCUGUAUUUAUAUACUAUGACUGAUGUGGAAAAAGGGUAAGAUUUACUAAGACUUCUAAACAUGGACAUGGCAGAGUUUAACCUACAUGACUGAUAGUAUUUACAUGGGAAGUAAUGUGACCUUACUAUGGUAUAAGAGCAUUUUUUCAAACAUUUCUUUUGAAUGCAUGGAUCUCUUAAAACCAAUUGUGUUGGUUGCAGAAUGUAAGUGAUGGGCUUGGAUAAAAGAAGAGUAAAUGUUGACUGCCUAAACAUGUGCAACAGUGACCAAUUCUCUGCAUUUUGUAUUGAGUUGUAACUGACAAACAAAAGACAAUACAAUUGAAAGUUUGUGGAUCUCAUUUCCAACAUGUGCAAACCUUGAUAUACAAAUGUAAUAGAGUGACAUAUUCCCUGUGCUUCUGGACUUGGUGUAAGACAAAAUGUUUUUUUUCCUUAGUCCACGAAAACUGCUGAAGAGAGAACAGUUUAUUUUGUAAACUGUAUCGUAAUUGUGGAAUCGUCUCUUGUUGAGCAUAGUAAGUUUGAAUAUUUGAGGUACAGUUAUCAUUACAUUGUACUGAACUGACCAGGAUAGAAAUAGAAUUAAAAAGGUUGUUGUUUGCAAGGCUUGAAACACAUCUUACGAAUUAUCAUGCUAAGACAACAGUAAUGCAAAAUAUAGUUUUCUAACCUCGCACUUUCACAGAAAGUUUGAAAUGUGGAAAAUAAUAUGAAUUUUAGUAGUUUCUGUGUCAUGCUUAGCACAUUUUACGUAUCAAUCAUUGUGGAAAGCGUGUACUUUAAAGCAAAUGUAAUGGAAACAUGCUCUCCAUGUGUCCAUGUGGAACAUUUUGAGAAAAUCAUUGUGGACAUUUUGUGUCACUGGAGUCAUGUGUUUCUGUUAACCAUUUGGCACCAAUUUUUUUUUUUUUGGUCAUUGCAUUAUUCAUCAUGGAGCAGGUAAAACACUAUAAGACAGUGUUUAGAUAUGUAUGAAUGAGUCCUAGACUGAAUCAUAGACUAAAGGUGAUCAUUGUAAUGCAACAAGCUGAGGUUUAGCUGU